Molecule: messenger RNA, 1829 nt
Organism: Punica granatum (pomegranate)
Lineage: Eukaryota; Viridiplantae; Streptophyta; Magnoliopsida; Myrtales; Lythraceae
Source: RefSeq, a predicted model, not a curated record
UCACCAGAAACUUGCUACAAUGUCGACCGCGAAACCUGCAACCUCUGCCACCUUACUCCCCCUCUUCUCUCUCUGUCGGUCUCUCUCCUUCAAUGCCAAUGGCCCUCCCUUCCCUACUGCUUUUCUGUGGCCUCCGCCUCCCUUCUCUCUUCGAUCCCCUUCUUGAUUUCCUGCUCCGACUCUCAAUUCCCAUCUGGCUUUUGCCGAUCACGUCAUUCGGAACUGGAGAGAUCCUUACGGUAAAAGCAAAGAUCCUCACAUGGGUAUGAUUGAAAUCCACGAAACAUGGCGAAAGCUCGAAUCUUGAAUCCAUCGCCGGAGCACAGCAUAACAGCUGGUCGUGAGCUGUAAUAGCAAUGGGGGUGUUCUGUCUCUCCAGGGCUCAAUUUAUGGCUCUGUGUUAGGGAAGACGAUGGACUCAGUCAGUCAGUGAGUGAGUGUGUUCGAACAGAUGGCUCCAGGGACGGAAGUUUCGCCGCAGGUUAGGCUAGGCGAGGAGCAGGGCAAGGGGAGCCGAUCAUCGUCUCCGAUGGAGGAUGAAGACGGUGACACGAUAGAGAAUCUUAACCAGUCCAAGGGCGGGAAGCCUCCAUUGAACCUGUCUGUCAUGAGGCAUUGUAAUAGCUCAGCUCUCUUGGUUGAAUUGGAUCAAGAUGCCGGAAUGACCAAGUCCCCGCCGAAUGAGAUGUCCAGCUUUCUCCCAGUAUUCCGAUCGGGAAGCUGCUCAGACAAAGGACCCAAGCAGUAUAUGGAGGACGAGUACAUCUGCGUGGAUAAUCUACAUGAUCACAUUGGGACCAAUGCAGAUUUACCGACUCCAGGAGCAUUUUAUGGGGUAUUUGAUGGUCAUGGUGGUGUUGAUGCUGCUUCCUUCACCAAGAGAAACAUCCUCAAGUAUAUAGUUGAAGAUGCUUACUUUCCGACUGGCAUGAGGAAAGCCAUGAAGAGUGCUUUUGUGAAAGCUGAUCAUGCUUUUGCGGACACGAGCUGUUUAGACAGCUCCUCAGGCACCACCGCCUUGAUCGCACUGAUCUUAGGAAGGACUAUGCUAAUUGCCAAUGCUGGGGACUCAAGGGCCGUGCUUGGAAAGAGGGGAAGAGCAAUCGAGCUUUCAAAGGACCACAAGCCCAACUGCACCUCGGAACGGCUAAGGAUUGAGAAACUGGGCGGGGUCAUAUACGAUGGAUACUUGAAUGGGCAGCUCUCGGUGGCCCGAGCACUUGGAGACUGGCACAUAAAGGGUUCCAAGGGCUCAAAAUGCCCGCUUAGCUCUGAACCUGAGCUAGAAGAGCUGACGCUGACAGAAGAAGAUGAGUUCCUGAUCAUCGGGUGCGACGGGCUCUGGGACGUGAUGAGCAGUCAGUGUGCAGUCACGAUGGUGCGACGGGAGCUCAUGCAACAUAACGAUCCGGAGAGGUCCUCAAGGGCGCUCGUGAAGGAGGCGCUCCAGAGGAAUACCUGCGAUAACCUGACGGUGGUUGUUGUCUGCUUCUCAAGGGACCCACCGCCGAAGAUCGAGAUCCCAAGGUCUCACAAGCGGAGGAGCAUAUCUGCUGAAGGUUUGGAUGUCCUCAAGGGGGUCUUGAACGGUGUAUGAAGAGGAAGAAGAGAUUCAGUUAAAGUCCGUUUUUGUUUCUCCUUCUCUUUCUCUCUCUCUAGGGAGAUGGAAUCGGAACCUGUAGUACAAUGCAGUACAGACUACAAUACAGUACAGCUCGGGGAUUUUUCCAAGUUACUCCCACCCCCUGCUUGAAGUAUUGCACUCUUUCAUCAAAAUUUUUUUGGCAGCUGUAGUACAUUUUGAGAUUUUCCCUUUCUUAAAAACUUCA